Molecule: messenger RNA, 3434 nt
Organism: Chlorocebus sabaeus (green monkey)
Lineage: Eukaryota; Metazoa; Chordata; Mammalia; Primates; Cercopithecidae
Product: ovostatin homolog 2-like
Cellular component (GO): extracellular region
Molecular function (GO): endopeptidase inhibitor activity
Source: RefSeq, a predicted model, not a curated record
AUGGUGAACAAGUUGUUGCAACUGGAGCUGAAUGAUGAAUUUAUAGGAAAUUACACUACAGAUGAGAAUGGCGAAGCUCAGUUUUCCAUUGACACUUCAGACAUAUUUGACCCAGAGUUCAACCUAAAAGCCACAUAUGUUCGACCUAAGAGCUGCUAUCUUCCCAGCUGGUUGACGCCUCAGUACUCGGAUGCCAGCUUCUUAGUCUCACGCUUUUACUCCCGAACCAACAGCUUCCUGAAGAUUGUUCCUGAACCAAAGCAACUUGAAUGUAAUCAGCAGAAGGUUGUGACUGUGCUUUACUCCCUAAACAGUGAAGCAUAUGAGGAUGAUUCCAAUGUAAAGUUCUUCUAUUUGAUGAUGGUAAAAGGAGCUAUCUUACUCAGUGGACAAAAGGAAAUCAGAAACAAAGCCUGGAAUGGAAACUUCUCAUUCCCAAUCAGCAUCAGUACUGAUCUGGCUCCUGCGGCUGUCCUGUUUGUCUACACCCUUCACCCCAGUGGGGAAAUUGUGGCUGACAGUGUCAGAUUCCAGAUUGACAAGUGCUUUAAACACAAGGUUAACAUAAAGUUCUCUAAAGAGCAGGGCCUACCUGGCUCCAGUGCUAGCCUCUAUCUUCAAGCAGCCCCUGACUCAUUCUGUGCCCUCCGGGCUGUGGAUAGGAGCGUCCUUCUACUGAAAUCGGAACAACAGCGGUCAGCUGAAAGUGUGUAUAACAUGGUUCCAAGUAUAGAGCUGUAUGGUUAUUUCUACCGUGGCCUCAAUCUUGAUGAUAGCAAGGAAGACCCUUGCAUUCCUCAGAGAGAUAUGUUCUACAAUGGUUUAUAUUACACACCUGUAAGCAACUAUGGGGAUGGAGAUAUCUAUAAUAUUGUCAUGAACAUGGGUCUGAAAGUCUUUACCAAUCUCCAUUACCGAAAACCAGAAGUAUGUGUGAUGGAGAGAGGGCGUUCACUCUCUAAGCCGCUUUAUGUAGGAACAGAAAAUUAUGGUCUGAUGCUUAGUGCUCCAUCUAGAAUUGCAUCUGGUGAAAUCAGAGAGGAGAAUGCUGACAAUGUAGAACAGGCUAUAAUUCAAACAGUAAGAACGAACUUCCCAGAAACAUGGAUAUGGGACCUCGUCAGUGUCGAUUCCUCAGGCUCUGCCAAUCUUUCAUUCCUCAUUCCUGAUACGAUAACCCAAUGGGAGGCAAGUGGCUUUUGUGUGAAUGGCGACGUUGGAUUUGGUGUUUCCUCUACAACCACUCUAGAGGUCUCCCAACCUUUCUUUAUUGAAAUUGCUUCACCCUUUUCGGUUGUUCAAAAUGAACAAUUUGAUUUGAUUGUCAAUGUCUUCAACUACUUGGAUACAUGUGUAGAGAUUUCUGUUCAAGUGGAGGAGUCUCAGAAUUAUGAAGCAAAUAUUAACACCCUGAAAAUCAAUGGCAGUGAGAUUAUCCAAACUGGAGGGAGGAAAACAAAUGUCUGGACUAUUAUACCUAAGAAAUUGGGUAAAGUGAAUAUCACUGUAGUUGCUGAGUCCAAACAAAGCAGUGCUUGUUCAAAUGAAGGAAUGGAGCAGCAAAAGCUAAACUGGAAAGACACUGUGGUCAAAAGCUUCUUGGUAGAGCCUGAAGGUAUUGAAAAGGAAAGGACCCAGAGUUUCCUUAUCUGUACAGAAGGUGCCAAAGCCUCCAAGCAGGGAGUUUUGGACUUGCCAAACGAUGUAGUAGAAGAUUCAGCCAGAGGCUUUUUCACUGUUGUGGGAGAUAUUCUAGGACUUGCCAUGCAGAAUCUGGUUGUUCUGCAAACGCCCUAUGGAAGUGGAGAGCAGAAUGUGGCCCUGCUGGCAUCUGAUACUUACGUUCUUGACUACCUGAAAUCUACUGAGCAACUGACAGAGGAAGUUCAAUCUAAGGCUUUCUUUCUCUUGUCUAACGGUUAUCAAAGGCAGUUAUCUUUCAAGAACUCUGAUGGUUCAUAUAGUGUGUUUUGGCAGCAGAAUCAGAAAGGAAGCAUAUGGCUCAGUGCUCUUACUUUUAAGACAUUGGAGACAAUGAAAAAUUAUGUAUUCAUUGAUGAAAAUGUUCAAAAACAGACCUUAAUCUGGCUUUCAAGCCAGCAGAAAACGAACGGCUGCUUUAAGAAUGAUGGCCAGCUUUUCAACCAUGCCUGGGAGGGUGGAGAUGAAGAGGACAUUUCACUCACUGCAUAUGUUGUUGGGAUGUUCUUUGAAGCUGGGCUCAAUUUCACUUUUCCUGCUCUACGAAGCGCACUCUUUUGCCUUGAAGAGGCAUUGGACAGUGGUGUCACUAAUGGCUACAAUCAUGCAAUUCUAGCUUACACUUUUGCCUUAGCUGGAGAAGAGCAGAAAGUGGAAUCUUUACUCCAGACCCUGGAUCAAUCUGCCACAAAAAUAAAUAACAUCAUCUACUGGGAAACAGAAAGGAAACCCAAGACAGAAGAAUUUCCAUCCUUUAUUCCCUGGGCACCUUCUGCUGAGACUGAGAAGACUUGCUAUGUGCUGUUGGCUGUCAUUUCCCGGAAAAUUCCUGACCUCACCUAUGCCAACAAGAUUGUACAGUGGCUUGCCCAACAGAUGAAUUCCCAUGGAGGCUUUUCUUCUACCCAGGAAACUCCAGUUUGUCUUCUUGCCAUAACCCGUUACAUGAAGUUAACCUUCUCUAAGAAUCAAAACACCGUUACCUUUAGCCGUGAAGGAUCCAGUGAGAUUUUCCAGGUUAACAGUGAUAACCGCCUACUGGUCCAACGUUCAGAACUAACAAAGGCACCUGGAGAAUACACAGUAGAUGUGGAAGGACACGGCUGUACAUUUGUCCAGGCCACGCUUAAGUACAAUGUUCUCCUACCUAAGAAGGCAUCUGGAUUUUCUCUUUCCUUGGAAAUAGUAAAGAACUCUUCGGAUAUCUUCCAGACUAUUUUUGACCUCACAGUGACCCUCAAAUAUACUGGAAUUCACAAUAAAUCCAGUAUUGUGGUUACAGAUGUAAAAAUGCUAUCAGGAUUUACUCCAGCCAUGUCAUCCAUUGAAAAGCUUGAAAACAAGGGCCAAGUGAUGAAGACUGAAGUCAAGAAUGGCCAUGUUCUUUUCUAUUUGGAAAAUGUUUUUGGUACAGCCCACAGUUUCACUUUUUCUGUUGAGCAGAGCAACCUUGUGUUCAACAUUCAGCCAGCCCCGGUCAUGGUCUACGAUUAUUAUGAAAAAGAAGAAUAUGCCCUUGCUUUUUACAACAUCGACAGUAGUUCAGUUUCUGAGUGAGACAAAGCAAUUACUGGAAGAGGUGGAAAAGCAUUUCUUUUAACAAACUGAUUCUUCUGUAUCAAACCUGGAAAAAUUUCAUGAACCAUCUGGCAUCCUGAACAGUCCACAAUCUGCUCUGGCUUCUUAUCAGAUUUUAUUUCCUUGUCAUCUCAUUAAAUGUUGUCAUUUUGCAA